Molecule: messenger RNA, 1498 nt
Organism: Juglans microcarpa x Juglans regia
Lineage: Eukaryota; Viridiplantae; Streptophyta; Magnoliopsida; Fagales; Juglandaceae
Product: nuclear transport factor 2-like
Exons: 9
Coding region: 129-1373 (414 amino acids)
Cellular component (GO): ribonucleoprotein complex; cytosol
Molecular function (GO): mRNA binding
Source: RefSeq, a predicted model, not a curated record
CUCUCUCUCGCAAAUUAAUUAAUUAACCACAUGAUGAUCUGAUCUCUCAACGUACGUACGCCUCCCACAGGCCACAGCGUUCUUUACAGUACCACCUUCAAUCUCCUCGCACGCCCAGAUCGAUCGAGAUGGCAACACACGACAUGAGCGAAGAUGAGUCAGGUGCAGUACCAAGUGCAGAGAUGGUUGGAAAUGCAUUUGUGGAUCAGUAUUACUGUACUCUUUAUCAAUCACCGGAGGAGGUUCACAGAUUUUACAAUGAUUCAAGCAUCCUUACACGACCUGGACCUGACGGUGUCAUCUCAUCUGUCACAACUUUGCAAGCCAUUAAUGACAGGAUACUAUCCUUGGACAACGUGAACUAUAAGGCAGAAAUAUUGACUGCUGAUUCUGAGUUUUCAUACCAGGGUGGGGUGAUGGUUUUAGUUACUGGUUUUUUAACUGGAGACAACAAUUAUAGAAGGAAAUUUACUCAAUCUUUCUUUCUAGCUCCCCAAGAGAAAGGAUACUUUGUCUUGAAUGAUUUUUUUAGACAUGUGGGUGAAUCUGAAACCGAUGAUCAGGCUGAUUCAGUGGCAAAUAAUCAUAUUACAGAAAGCGCCUCGAAAGCUGUUGCUUUAACUCCUGGCUCUGCAGAGCCAUCUCAUUGUUCUGACCACCCAGAACCUAAUCAAACUACCCAUGUAGAGGAUGAUACUCAUGAACAUAAGGAUGAUAGUCAACAAUUGUCCAACGGCCAAGUGUCAGUUAGUGAAAAGGGAAUUGAUCAUGAGAAGCAUUCAAUUGAUCAUUCAAAUCAGAGUGCUGAAAGUCCACUCACUGAGACAGCUCCUACAGUCCAGGAGGGUGCUCCAAAGAAGUCUUUUGCAUCAGUGUCAUGUGAGGGCUCCCCUUUCCAAUCUACACAUCGGUCCCGUGCAUCUGUAGCACCCGAUCAAGCUUCCGCUGCUAGUUCCAAUAGUACUUCGGAAAUAGUAAAUGAUCAUGCAGUGAAGACUUAUGCCAUAUUUCUCCCAAAUCUGCCUAUGCAUGCCACCGCCGAACAACUUGAAGUAGUUUUCAAAACAUUUGGUCCUAUCAAGCAUGAUGGUAUUCAAGUUAGAAGUAGCAAGGGGUCAUGCUUUGGUUUUGUUGAAUAUGAAUCUGCUAGUUCCAUGCAGAGUGCCAUGCAGGCUUCUCCAAUCUUCAUGUUCGAUCGCAAACUUCACAUUGAGGAAAGGCGAGCAAACAAUGAUAGAGGGAAGUUUCCAUCAGGACGGGGUGGUUUUCGAAAUGAUAACUUCAGGAUUCGUGGAAACUACAGGGGUGGGAGUUUUGGUGGAGGUAGGGGCUAUGGCAGAAAUGAUUUUGAGAAGAUCAGAGGUGAUUUUUGAGAAGAUCAGAGGUGAUUUCUCAAGUCGAACACACCCUAAUGGUACUGGACGGAAUGGAGAAAAUGGACACAAAAUGGCCAGAGCUUAGCUACACGUGAAGCGCUCUCAAGGCUGCAGCCAGCAUG